GAAUGGGACUAACAGGCUUUGGAGUGUUUUUUCUUUUCUUUGGAAUGAUACUCUUCUUUGACAAAGCUCUUUUGGCUAUUGGAAAUGUUUUAUUUGUGGCUGGCUUGUCUUUUGUUAUCGGUUUGGAAAGAACAUUUAGAUUCUUCUUUCAAAAACACAAAAUGAAAGCAACGGGCUUUUUCCUGGGUGGUGUGCUCAUAGUCCUCAUUGGUUGGCCUUUAAUAGGAAUGAUCCUUGAAAUUUAUGGGUUCUUCUUAUUAUUCAGGGGGUUCUUUCCUGUGGUGGUUGGCUUUAUUAGAAGAGUUCCAGUUCUUGGCUAUCUCUUGAAUUUACCCGGUAUAAGCUCGCUUGUAGAUAAAGUUGGAGAGAGCAACAACAUGGUAUAAUGACAAGAGGGCAGAAGACUGAUUCUAAACUUAUUGUAUUAUUUAUAAAAUCCUUUUGAAGAAUACUCAGCACAAAGAUUAAGUUGUGUACAAAGGAAAAGCUUGUUACAUUCUUUACAUAACAGUUUAAAUUAAAAUGUAUAGUCAACAAUAUACAUUAGAAAAGAAGCUCAGCAAGUAUGCUUCUAGGAAAGUAACUCCAGAGUUCAGGAAGUAAACUGAAGAGGUGAAAGUCAUGGAAUAACCCAUAUUACAACUGUUCAAGACUACUUUUGUUGUUUUUGGAAAACAUGCUAGAGGCAAUGAACCCUUGUGGAAUUAAUGGAGCCUGUACUUUACCUCCUUAUUUUGAAGGUGCAGUAGAGCAAACAGGCCUGCAUUUUUAAGGGUGACCCAAACUUAUCCAAUCCUCUGCUUGCUAUCCUCAGAGUGCAAAAAAAAAAAAAAAAAAGGAAACUUCUUGUGUAACGAGAGAUGCGUCUUUGCAUGAAGGUUAAGAUGACUAUUCAUCUUUAAGUGUAUUAUGACAAAAAAAGGAAACCCUACACGGUUCUGUUGUAAACAUUUUUGUAAAUAUGUGGCUGAAAUAAAACAUUGUUAUCUUAAUGUUUCAAAGCCAAAUGUAAGUUGAUUGUAUUUGCCUUCUGUUUCAGAAUAUGCAAAAGGUCAAUCGUUAGUAACUUCAGUCUUAAAUGUUGGUUCUGAACAUGUAGAGCUCAACAGGGAACUCUGGAAACUGACUUGAGCUCCUUCCAGUUUGUUCUCCUUGAGUCAUGUUACACGUGCAUCCGGAUGAGAAUGUAGCGCCUUGUCACUAACUUGAAAACUUUGUGAAAUAUGCUUAGUUCACAGAAAAAAAUGCAUUUGGUUAAGGUGCUGGCAUGAACCCUGUGAAAUGUAUCUUAUCAAAAUUUGAACCUUUGUUUUUAAAUAGUUUGAAGCUAAGGUUUCAUUGUUUACUCUGGAACUACAAAUUGACUUUUAUUUUUUACAGUAAUAAAAUGAAAACUUAAAA
Messenger RNA from Nipponia nippon (crested ibis), 1401 nucleotides. NCBI's taxonomy places the organism in Eukaryota, Metazoa, Chordata, Aves, Pelecaniformes, Threskiornithidae. The record is from RefSeq and is a predicted model, not a curated record.